CUGAGCUCUGUGCCGAUGCUCUGCGUGCAAACACGUCAAACUGAGCGCGACGCCGUAGUCACAAACUUGUAGGAGGUGCACUCUCGCAGCCUGGAGUACACCGCCGUACUGCCUGCGAGCUGGCAGCGCACACGCGACGCUGCUAGCAGCAUUUUGAACUUUGUGCAGAGGCUGGCACUGCCACCUUGGUCAGUGCUGCGGCGCACGACGCCUAGAACCGCCUGGCACUGCCACCUUGAGUAGCAGUGCUGCGUCGGAAGACGCCUAGAACCACCUCGACGCCGUCGCCGCACUAGCAAACGAUGGUCGAUUGGUCUCGCAUCGGCCGCCACGCUCAGUACGGCAACGGACUCAAGAGAGCGAAAUAUAGAGGAUGGCUCUACCCUGUGGUCGUCGUCCUCGGAUCUCUUGGAGUGAACUUGCUGCAGGACCAACGACGGAGAUCCCUCGCGAGAACGAAUAUUGUAGUGUACGUCUUCGGGAGCAUACUACACGUCAUUCCCUGGGAGACGCCGCGCGCUUAUGUGCUAGUUUUAGCGGCGGACUUCUGCGCCAUCACGGGCGUCUAUACGACGCACGUGCGAGCCUACUGCCGGUCCACGGCGCCGGCCUCCACAUUAUCGUUGUGGAUGACCACGACCUUGAUCCUGGUCCAGUUCGUCUCUUUACUACGAAAGCGCGACCUCCAGUACGACCAGAUGAAUAGAGCGGUAAGGGUGCUCUGCGGCUUCGGUCAGAAUUUUUUGUUGGCGGCUGUCGAGGUCUUGCGGAUCCCGCCGCCGCUCGGGUGGGGCGUGGCCCUCUCGAAGGUGCUACUCUUUCUCUACUUCUUUGUGGGGGGGCGUGCGUACGCGGCGUCCUUUUUAUGUCGUCUCCACGCCAUCGACGCGUCUGCUCGAUGGCGUCUGCUCGAUGGCGUGCCGGUGAUGCGAUGUCCGCUCGCUGGACCUCCACGCCAUCGACGCGACGUCCGCUCGACUCACCGGUUAACACACGCAGGCCUCGACUCGAAGUUCAAGUGGACCUUCGGCACGGUCCCGGGCGUCUGGGAGGUCCACGAC
Molecule: messenger RNA, 1061 nt
Organism: Pelagomonas calceolata
Lineage: Eukaryota; Pelagophyceae; Pelagomonadales; Pelagomonadaceae
Source: the annotation of a GenBank genome assembly